AUGGACGCCGACGGAGAAACCACGGCGACGAUAGAGAAAAUUGACAGAAACUCAGACGAAAAUCGAAAAGAAGCGUUAUUAGCGUCAACAGAGUCUCUUCAACCUAAUUUCAAUCGAUCCAACGUCACUCAGAAACAAAUUUCGAAAUUACAGGAGCUACACAAGAGACGUAUGCAAAUAAAAGCCUAUUCAAAGAUCCAUAAGAAACCUAAAGAGAGCAAAAGUUCUCGGAGCAGAGCAAUCGAAGAUGGCGAAAGCUUUAAGAAAUUGAAAGAAUCAGAUUCUUCUUCUUCUACCUUAGAACGGCAUGAUCAUCAUAAGACAGCAGUCACAGUAUUAAAGAUUCCACAAAAGCUGUAUUGGGGGCUAGAUGCUAAGGAAAGGUGGGAAAGGAAAGCCAAUAUGUAG
Messenger RNA from Thlaspi arvense, 408 nucleotides. The record is from the annotation of a GenBank genome assembly. NCBI's taxonomy places the organism in Eukaryota, Viridiplantae, Streptophyta, Magnoliopsida, Brassicales, Brassicaceae.